AUGUUUUUAAAAAGAAUACUAAACACUGAAAUAUUCUUAAGCCAAAGAGUCUUUAGCCGAGCGAAUUCUUCGUGGGAUGUUGUAACUGGUGUAUGUGUGGAAAGAUUGCCCGUAGUCACUCCACCUCUUAAUGAAAUUCAAAAGAAAUACAAGGAAUUUCUCUGGACCGUUGAAGUAGAAAACAGUUUGAAAUCCGAUCAUGAACUACGACAUGAAAACGACAAGAAACAGGCUGAAAUAUUAAAAAGGGAGUCAGCUGAAGUAGACUUAGAUGCUGUUAGUAAAAUAACUGCUCAAGAUUUUGAGGAUUCCGCCACUGAAGAAUUCGCACAAUUUAAAUUUGCUAGCAUUGAAACUGAAGCAGAUAAGAAAGGUGAUAAAUCCACUCAUGAUAGAUGUUUGCAAAGGCAUUUAAUACUUGUCACUGAACAAAAAUUAGGGAGUGAUGUGAAAAAUAUUCUACCUCAUGGUCAGUGGAAGGAAGGAGAAACUUUACGACAGACUGCUGAAAGAGUGUUACAGGAGAAAUGUGGACCAGGACUUAAAGUUGAUUUCUUGUCAAAUGCCCCAUGUGGAUUCUAUAAAUAUAAGUACCCUACUGCAGUUGAAGGAAAGAUUGGCGCUAAGGUAUUUUUCUAUUACGCUAAUUACAAAGGUGGAGAUGUGAACUUUAAAGCAAAAUCUAAUUGGCUUACUAGAAAGGAAAUGACUGAAGUAUUGCCCGACAGAUACAAUAAAGCGAUACGAGAGUUCCUUAUAGAAGAGACAUACUGA
Leptosia nina is the source of this 774-nucleotide messenger RNA. Lineage: Eukaryota; Metazoa; Arthropoda; Insecta; Lepidoptera; Pieridae. The record is from the annotation of a GenBank genome assembly.